Messenger RNA from Podospora anserina S mat+, 282 nucleotides. RefSeq lists its product as uncharacterized. The transcript has 2 exons. NCBI's taxonomy places the organism in Eukaryota, Fungi, Ascomycota, Sordariomycetes, Sordariales, Podosporaceae. The record is from RefSeq and is a predicted model, not a curated record. The coding region runs from base 1 to 282 and encodes 93 amino acids.
AUGUCUCCCAUUCUUGCCCGCCUCGCCGCCCGCAACGUCGCCUUCCGCGGUGUUCAGCAGCAACAGAGAACCUUCUCCGUCUACAAGUCCCUCCGGCAGUUCGCCCGCUCCUUCGAGCACGCCCCCUUUGAGCGUCUGCCCGUCUCGACCAACUCUGCCGCCGCCGACUGGGGGAGACAGAUCAAGAGGGUUGGAAAGCAGGGUGCUGUUUACUUCCCUGCCAUUGGCAUGAUCCUCGGGUGGCCAUACCUUGCUGCUUCGGGUCUAGAUGGUCGUGUUUAA